This is a messenger RNA of Vicia faba (fava bean), 411 nucleotides long. The record is from the annotation of a GenBank genome assembly. Lineage: Eukaryota; Viridiplantae; Streptophyta; Magnoliopsida; Fabales; Fabaceae.
AUGAGAUGCUCUCAUUGUCAACCAAAGUCGUCACCUUCCUUCCAUCAAUACUCCUCCCCAAAUGUAAAGAAAGAACCCAAGGGCCAUCUCGCAUUAUAUUCAAUGAAAGCUAUACAAACUUGCACUCAAGCAUAUGUGCCUCAAUGUGCUCUAUUGAGCCGUUUUCCUCUUUUUCUCCUUUUUCUUCUUUCUUUCCUGCGCAGUUUCAACUGUACUCUGAUUUUCUUCCUUCAGGCCACUAAGGAUAAGUCCCUGGUUGUAGUAGGACUUCCAACUGUUGAAAUUCCACACAUAGUCACAACAAGAUGUUUGCAAGUUUCCAUUGUUUUCAAUGAAUUCAGUUAUUUAGUGUACGAAAAGAAGAGAUCCUUUGACAUAAUAAACUUUGAGGUUAGUGCUGUUAACUUCUGA